Molecule: messenger RNA, 835 nt
Organism: Formica exsecta
Lineage: Eukaryota; Metazoa; Arthropoda; Insecta; Hymenoptera; Formicidae
Exons: 4
Coding region: 230-733 (167 amino acids)
Source: RefSeq, a predicted model, not a curated record
AUUCAUCAUUUUACCAGCAGUACCAUCGUUUCCUACGAUUUCCGUAAACGAGGAGGGAUGUCCUACUUUCAAAAUCAAUUUGUCAUGCACACACAAUUUUACGCUCAUUAGAAAAAAAGACAUACAUUAUAAUAAUAUAAUAAUGUAAUGAGAUUGAAAUUGUGUUAUCUGUAUUUGUAUUCGAAUUUACCAUAAUUUAAGUUUUACUAUUUACUUUAACAAUUGGAGCAUGUACGGACUCGAGAAUGAGACCGUUAUCAUUUUUCCCGAUAUUUACAUAUAUAAUGCAUCGGAAACGUCAAGAUACCUUAUUAUUGAAAUAUCGGAGACAACUACAAGCCAAGCAUCAUCUUGCAGAAAUCCACCUCUAUGUUACUUAUCGGAUACAUACAAGAUGGAAUCAAAGAGCAUGUUUUUACCUUACACAAAUUCUCACAAUUAUGGCAGGCAACAGUCGAAUCUUCAACGUAGUUACUAUAGUGGAUUCGACUCAUCUACAUUACCAGCUUAUUACUCGGCUUUUGAUCCCAUCAGUGUGUUAGCAUCAUUAGCAUUUUUGGCAUUUCUAUUGCAAUCAUUCGCUUCGCUCUUUGAUCGUUCGAGAUCAAUUUUGCCAACGAUAAUUAGUGGCCGACAAUCGACCAUGGACUUGACCAUUCCAGAAAUUUCGAAACAUGUGUCGCGCGCUUUGCAAGAAUAUGAAGAUCUCAAUGAAGAUUUAGAGAGCAAAUAAUUGACAAGAUAAUGACAAUUUUUUGCCAUUUACAUGUAACUUAUAUAGCAAUUUCUGUCUUUCUUAUUGUACAACUGAUUUUUUUAACGAUUUCUAUAAAUG